This is a messenger RNA of Mollisia scopiformis, 1041 nucleotides long. RefSeq lists its product as uncharacterized. NCBI's taxonomy places the organism in Eukaryota, Fungi, Ascomycota, Leotiomycetes, Helotiales, Mollisiaceae. The transcript is spliced from 2 exons. The coding region runs from base 1 to 1041 and encodes 346 amino acids. The record is from RefSeq and is a predicted model, not a curated record.
AUGCUCCUUCCACUUGUCCUCUACGCUGCGGCGGUCAGUUCCACAGACAUCUUCAACUAUGGCGCUUUUACCCAAACUGCAACGUACUCGAUUGCCAACCAGCUUGGUUUCUUCGCUGCCUAUGACUUGGAUGUUGUCUAUCACCAGGUUCCUAAUUCCACUGCUGCGUACGCCUCUGUUCUCAGCGGAGAGUAUGACCUACUCACUGGUACCAUUGACAACGCCGUGAACUUGCGAUUUAAUUCUGGGAAGAACCUCACAGUGUUGGGACAGUUCGACCAGGGCCCUGAUCUUGUUCUUGCGUCUAUCCCAACCAUCAGCAACAUCUCGCAGCUUGUAGGAAAGCCGCUCAUUGUGGAUUCUCCUGUCAGCGGUUAUGCUUAUCUUCUGCGCAAGAUUUUGAGCUCCUCUGGGCUCGCAAGCAGCGAAUACUUCUUCCAGACUGUAGGUGGGACCAAUCUCAGAUAUGCGGAUUUGAUCAGCGAGGGUUUGCCCAAUGGAUCUGCCGUCUAUGCAACCAUCGUCACGUAUCCUUUCACAGCCUAUGGAGAAGUCUUGCCAGUCCAUCAGCAACCAAAUAUCCUCGCUCGCGUCUCCUCAUUUGAGAAUCCUGUAUCUUCCUCCGCUUUUACUAUCGCACAGUCUGCGCUUGACGAUUAUGGACAGUCUGAUCUUCUGGUGCGCUUUAUUAGCGCCAUGUACGCUGCGAAUUUGUACUUGAACCAUCCCCGAAACCGAGAGUGCUCUACCAAGGCGAUCCAGAUUCAGCUCAAUAUCACAACUCCCACUGCUGCCCUCGAGUACCUCGCAGCCACCAACCUCACUUCUGGAGAGGUCAGUCCAGACAAGAAGUUUACGGUUAGUCAGGUGGGCUUGAAAAACAUCAUUGCCGUGAGAGAAGAAUUCGGUGGAUUCAGCGUGCCUUCGGAUUUUGACUUUGUUGCCGCUACGGCUCCUGGCCCUGGCAAGCUAAUUGACUAUUCAGUUCGAGACAAGGCCGUUUCGGGGUUGAAAAGAGAGCUUUUGUCUGCUGGGUGCUGA